AUGAAUUUUGACAGCUGUCACGAAAACUUUGGAUUUUCCUAUGGUAAAAGCACAGCUUGUGCUGCUUGUGAGAUCCAUUUCCAAGCACUCCACAGAACUGCUGCUUUCACAGCAGUGACGCAGUUGUCGCUCUUCAAGCAGCAACUCCUCCUAAUCAUUGUCAGGCCUUUCCUUACAGAAGAACAUUAUGUGACACACAAAGAAUAUUUGAGAACUGGAUAUGAAGAAAACGGUAUCAAGAAGGUCAUCUUCAUUUUGUUCACAGGAUUGAAAAAGCGUACAAGGAAGGCCUUUGGAAUACGGAAGAAGGAAAAGGACACUGAUUCCACAGGAUCACCAGACAGGGAUGGAAUUCUUCCCAGCCCUCAUCCUCAUGAGCCACCCUUCAAUAACAAACCAGAGUGUGCACGUGAAGGAGGAAAAAAAAUUUCGAAGAAAAGUAAUGGAGCUCCAAAUGGAUUUUAUGCAGAGAUUGACUGGGAAAGAUAUAAUUCACCUGAGCUUGAUGAAGAGGGAUACAGCAUCAGACCAGAAGAACCAGGCUCUACCAAAGGAAAGCACUUUUAUUCCUCAAGUGAAUCAGAAGAAGAAGAGGAGUCACACAAGAAAUUUAACAUUAAGAUUAAGCCUUUGCAGGCUAAAGACAUUCUUAAGAGUGCAGCAACUGUAGAUGAAUUGAAAGCAUCAAUAGGCAACAUCGCACUUUCUCCAUCUCCAGUGAGGAAAAGUCCGAGGCGCAGCCCGGGUGCAAUUAAAAGGAAUUUAUCCAGUGAAGAGAUAGCAAGACCUAGGCGUUCAACACCAACUCCAGAACUUGUAAGCAAAAAAGCCCCAGAUGAUCCUUCAGCCCUCGCCCCACUGUUUGGCCCACCACUGGAGUCAGCAUUUGAGGAACAAAAGUUGGAAGCUCCUUUAGAUCAGACAGAGAUAUGGGGUUCUGUCCAGCCAGUGAAUUCCAGUCUAGAUUCUCCAAAGCUACCAAGACCUUUUCCAACUGGAACACCUCCACCACUUCCACCAAAAAACAUUCCAGCUACACCACCUAGGACUGGUUCUCCCUUAACAGUUGGAAUAGGAAGUGACCAGACAGCAACAGAGGUCAAAAGUGACAAACUACCAUCAAUCAAUGACUUGGACAGCAUUUUUGGUCCAGUAUUAUCCCCCAAGUCUAUUGCUGUUAAUGCAGAAGAUAAGUGGGUCAAUUUUUCUGAUCAGUCCCCGGAAAACGUAACAGCAGAGUUGACUUCAAGGGAAAAAGUGGUGUCCCCACCUGUGGCAUCAGAAAUCCCAGCUGAAUCUCCAGCUGUUGAAACCUCCCGCAAUGUUCCAUCACCUCUCAAUUUAGAAGAGGUUCAGAAGAAAAUUUCUGAGCAAACCCACGUUAAAGAUGAUAACUUAGAAUCAACAGCAUCUCCUAAAGAUUUUGGGUUGGGACAAAGAGCUACACCACCUCCCCCUCCACCACCUACCUACAGAACAGUGGUGUCAUCACCGGGACCCAGCCCUAUCAGUGGCACAGGAAGCACCAGUGGUUCUUCAUCUCCGGCUCGUCCAGCGACUCCACUGGCUGCCUGCAGCAGCACCACGCCACCGCCUCCUCCACCUCGGCCCCCAUCUCGGCCAAAACUGCCUCCAGGGAAGCCUGGAGUUGGCGAUGUGUCCAGGCCUUUUAGCCCUCCUAUUCACUCAUCCAGUCCUCCUCCGGUAGCACCUUUAGCCCGUGCUGAAAGUACUUCUUCCAUAUCAUCCACCAAUUCCUUGAGUGCAGCCACUACUCCCACAGUUGAAGAUGAUGCUUUUAUUGACAAACUGCCCACGUUUGAAAGGCGCUGUGAAACGCCUGCAGAGAAUGAACAGCCUUCCCUCGUUUGGUUUGACAGAGGAAAGUUUUAUUUGACUUUUGAAGGCUCUUCUAGGGGACCCAGUCCUUUGACGAUGGGGGCACAGGAUACCCUCCCUGUAGCGGCAGCAUUCACAGAAACUGUUAAUGCAUACUUCAAAGGAGCGGAUCCUAACAAAUGUAUAGUGAAGAUAACUGGAGAAAUGGUGCUGUCGUUUCCUGCAGGAAUUACCAGACAUUUUGCCAAUAAUCCAGCCCCAUCUGUUCUAACCUUCCGCGUGAUAAAUUACAACAGGUUAGAACACGUCCUGCCAAAUCCCCAACUUCUCUGCUGUGACAGUACACAAACUGAUGCCAACACAAAGGAAUUCUGGGUAAACAUGCCAAAUCUGAUGACUCAUCUAAAAAAAGUGUCUGAACAGAAACCACAAGCAACGUAUUACAACGUGGAUAUGCUCAAAUACCAGGUAUCUGCCCAGGGUAUUCAGUCUACUCCAUUAAACCUUGCAGUGAGCUGGCGGUGUGAAUCUACAAGCACUGAUCUUCGCAUUGACUACAAAUAUAAUACAGAGGCAAUGACUACAGCAGUAGCUCUAAACAAUGUCCAGUUCCUAGUUCCCAUAGAUGGAGGAGUAACUAAACUUCAAGCUGUGCUUCCACCUGCUGUUUGGAAUGCUGAACAGCAAAGAAUAUUGUGGAAGAUUCCUGAUAUCUCGCAAAAAUCAGAAAAUGGAGGUGUGGGUUCUUUGCUGGCAAGAUUCCAGCUGUCUGAAGGACCAAGCAAACCUUCGCCAUUGGUAGUGCAGUUUACGAGUGAAGGGAGCACUCUCUCCAGCUGUGAUAUCGAACUUGUUGGAGCAGGAUACCGGUUUUCACUCAUUAAAAAGAGAUUUGCAGCAGGAAAAUACUUGGCUGAUAACUAA
Molecule: messenger RNA, 2763 nt
Organism: Terrapene triunguis (Three-toed box turtle)
Lineage: Eukaryota; Metazoa; Chordata; Testudines; Emydidae
Product: SH3-containing GRB2-like protein 3-interacting protein 1
Exons: 27
Coding region: 1-2763 (920 amino acids)
Biological process (GO): clathrin coat assembly; clathrin-dependent endocytosis
Cellular component (GO): cytoplasm; plasma membrane; clathrin-coated vesicle
Source: RefSeq, a predicted model, not a curated record